Molecule: messenger RNA, 3777 nt
Organism: Podospora pseudocomata
Lineage: Eukaryota; Fungi; Ascomycota; Sordariomycetes; Sordariales; Podosporaceae
Exons: 3
Coding region: 1831-3777 (648 amino acids)
Molecular function (GO): catalytic activity
Source: RefSeq, a predicted model, not a curated record
CUUUUUUUCUUUUUUUUUUUUCGACGCUGAGACGGUGCCCCCCACGACACGGAACGGCAGGAGAGGCAGGAGAGAUGGGAGAGGUGGGAAAAGGUCUUGCUCAUCAGGCGGGGUGAUUGGAGGCCAUCCCCGAACAUUGGACGCAGCUUGCUUUUUCGGCAUUCCACUUCGGACCCCCUCGGCUGAUAUUGGAUACUACCGGUACACUAACUAUACAAUAAACAAACUCAAAAGAUGGGGGGUGGGCGCGGCAGCAACCGCUCUCCUCCCCGGACACCAGGCUCCUCGGCUGCUUUCUGCUGUGUCCCCAAGGCCGACGCCGCGAGGCUUGAGAGACAGACAUGCAGGUAACACAGCUCAUAAGACCUGCAACCACCGGGCAGUCCUGACGAGCCCAGCUGACUUGGUUGAGGUGUUCCAGUUGAGAUGAAGAUGUGCCGGAAGACCCUGGGACACGGGCCUGGGAACUGGUCUGGACACACCAGCUGGACUUUCUGGAACGCGGACCACUUCAGCUCGCUGCAACGUCGGGGCCGGGAGAACUUUGGUCUCCCUUGAUCUUUGUUCAUAUCUGCCAACGUCUGCCGGUGCCCGCAUCGCCGGCUCCGUGCCGCACACCGGCCGAUUGCCCAGGCUUCGUCUGAUGCCCGGCUGAGUCCUCGGCUCCAAUGGCUCCAGUGGCUCCAGUCCGGGAUCAUGACGACUUGACCAGCAUCAAAUCGGGAAAGGAUGGUCUCCCCGCACUUAGCCUGCGGCUGCAAGCAUUCCCCAGAAUCGCCAAAUCGAGGUUCAACAGGUCCCCGAGCCCAGUUGCCUGUUCUUUUUCCCAGCAGCCACAGAACCUACAUCACAUCACGCUAACCCCACAGGACGAGGGGGGGCGAGUGCGGUCACAAAACUACCUUGUGUCUAGAGCACCGUUCCCCCGCAUGCUCCAUGAUGCGGCUGGUGUAACCGCUCCCGCCAAUGGUUUCCUGAGAGCCUGGGACCGGACAGGCGACCUUUUUGUGCCCUUCGACCCUUCGCCGCCGCCGCCGCCGCCGCCUUGAUAUCAAAACCAACCCGGCGUCCCAAGUGGGCUUUUCUUUUCUGCCGCGUGAUCACAGGCCGGCCUGGUUAUACUUGGAUACUACCUGCAUACGCAUCCUGUGCCAGCCCCUGAGCCCAGUCUUGUCUGCCGUCCGAGCCUCUUUUUGUUUCUGCCAGGUCCCGAUAAGAGCACUGCCGGCCCGAAGCAUCCCACUUCCCAGUCAGGCUGGCUGUUGCGGAGCGUCUCCUGAGGGGCACGUGGUGCUACUAUGGAUACUCACGAACGCCUCUCUAGUCCUCUUGCGGCUCGGGUCCGUCAUGCCAGUGGUCGGAAGAAGGCGAGACGAGGUGCGGGCUGCAAAGCAAGAUGUCGCCUCUUUUCCUGAUGUUGCUCGGACCCGCACCCCCUUUCUGUGAGCAGAUUUCCCGUUUUGUGGGGAUCUUGGACCGGAGGGGGUGGCAUCCAUCCCGUCACCAUGGAUAUGCCGUCCAUGGUAUCAUGUCGUUGACUGUCAACACGUGCCGAACAUCACAGCCAGGCCAUUUUCGUUUGUCCCCCAUCUUGGCGGGUCUCACCAGGAUCCUGGAUGACCUAGUGGAAUAUCUCCGGAGACUGACGUACGUCCGUUGGAGGAGAUCAUGAUGUCUCUGAGACCAGUCCGCCGGAAAGCGUAUAUAUAUAUAUCAGAUAGCCGCCCAUUGUUUCCGUCCGAUUUGCUCUCGCCGUCACUCGAGUUGCCCCUUCUUUGAACAUAUUUCACUACUUUCCCCCACAAUAAACCAUCCAUCCCAACCUGCGGUAUGGACUCGAGCCCCACAAUGUUGGACACAACGCCCCUCCCCUCGUGGGAGCGACAAUGGCGAGGAGGGAGCAAGAGCAAGAGAGCAACAAAGCCUCUCCACAAGAAAGAGGUCAAUCAUGUCUCCCAGCAAACUCUUCUCCUUUUCUCACAGCUCCGGUACUACCUGGGGACGUGGAAAAUGGACAACAAGCAGAUGUCCAGAGUCACCCCGAAGCCCAAGCCGUAUUCCGUCAUCGAUGGGGCCAGAGAGGCAUUGACCUCUCUCGAGGAGCUUUGCCGACAUGAACUUCCAGGCAACUUUUCGACUCUGGCUGGAAAUGUCAACAUCACCUCGUCAUCUGGCCAGGGAAACAAAGUUCACUUUCCCAGCCCUCUCAAGGAGCAAGAUGCCACGGCAGCUAUCAAGGGUCUGGAAGCUCGUGUUGCCAGCGCCAUUGCCGGUCUGCGGUAUGGCGCCGAGAAGCCCUUAGUCACGGUCGACGUUGAUAAGAUUUCUGGCUUCUUGAUGUCUGCUUACCUGACCACAAUCGACGGGAUGGACAAGACGGACCCCGGAGUCAAGGAGAGGAUACCGGAUACCGACCUCAACAGGGCCCAAUCCAUCCUCUACCGCCGCCUCUCAGCCAACCUCUACAGCACCAAGAACCCCGGCGAGUACUACCACAUCCACGGCUCCCUCAACGCGGACAUCACCCUGCAAAUGCUCGGCCUCCCCAAGCACCGCCCGGACUUGACCGAUUACCGGGAGUGCAUUGACACCAUUGAGGCGGCCGUCAUGAGGCACACAGCCGCUGAGCUUGACGAGCUAAACCUCAAAAACAGACAAGCGGGCAUCAAGGCGUACACCUGGGAGCAAUUCCAGGAGCUGCCUCACGGCAAAGCGAUGUGUUCGCAGCCACCUUUUACCGUCAAGCCCAACCCGCUAGACACCACCACCCCGCCUGUCCCCUUUUCUUCCUCAUCCGGCUCAGGACCGCGAUUCGCCCUAAAGGGGAUCAAAGUCCUCGAGCUGUGCCGUAUCAUUGCCGGCCCGACAAUCGGCCGCUCCUUGGCUGCCCACGGAGCCCAAGUCAUCAAAAUCACCUGCCCUACCCUUCCCGACGUCCCAUUCUUUCAGCUGGACGUCAACACGGGCAAACACUGCAUCUCGCUCGAUCUCAAGUCCUCCGCUGCUGAUCGGGAGACUUUCUCGUCCCUCCUGGCGGAAGCGGAUGUUCUGAUUGACGGGUAUCGCCCUGGUGCCCUCGCCAAACUGGGGUAUAGCCCCUCCCUCCUCGCCGAGGUAGCCAAAUCCCGAAACAAGGGCUUUGUUUACGUGGUUGAGGACUGCUUUGGCGGAACGGGGGCAGAAGGGGCAGAGUGGGCGCAUAGGCCAGGCUGGCAGCAGAUUGCGGAUUGCGUCUCUGGUGUUGCUUACGCUCAAGGGAAAUUCAUGGGCCUGGAGAACGAGCCGGUUGUGCCCCCCUUUCCGAUGAGCGAUUACGGGACUGGGGGGUUGGGGUCCGUGGCUGCGAUGGUUGGGCUGGUGAGACGGGCGACGGAGGGGGGGAGCUGGGUGGGGAGGACUAGUUUGGUGCAGUACGAUGUUUUUCUCCAGAAAUUGGGGUUGCUGCCGGAGCGGGAGCAGGAGAGGUUGAGGGGGAGGCGGAAAAGGGAAUGGGGGGGCUUCUUUGAGUUGAGGCACAGUGAUAGUGUUGAUGAGGUUGGGAGACGGGCGUUGAGGGGGAUGAGGGGUGUGGUGCCGUUUUUGUUUGAGGGGGACCAUAUGAUGAGUGAGGGGUUUAGUAGGGGGUUUGGGGGGGUGGUGAGGUGGCCGAGGGAGGCGGUCGAGGUGGAGGGCUUGAGGGUUGGGCAUGUUAGGGUUGCGAGGCCUAAUGGGUGGGAUACGGGGAGGAAUGAGGGGGGCAUGUGGGAGGGGUGGGAGGAGGAUGAGAUUAGGGGGUGA